UUGAAGUUUUUAAGAGCAGCUCAAACACAUCUAAUGAGCUGACCAUACACUUCAGUAAGCCAGACCGCCAUGACAGACGGGUCAAGAGAACUCUCCAAGCUUAUGAAAUGGCUUCUCCUGCUAUCCUUUUUUCUUCUUAGUGACUCUGCUCAAACAGGAAGCCACAUUGAAACAUCUGAGGCAGACCGCACACUAGAUGCAGACGAGACCCUCAACGACCCCCCAUCUCAAAGCCAGCUAAAUGGCAACCUGGCCAAGAAGCCCUCUCUGCAGCCCAAUCCAUCCCGCCCGCCUAUUGGCAACUACUAUCUGACGAACCCCAAUGGCCAAGUGUGCAUGAAAGCUAAUAUGGGAGUGCAAUACAUGCUCACCAUUGACAAGAAAUUCUACUAUUUCAACAUAGACCCCCGUGGAACACGGCCCACUGGAUACUGUGGGAAUAGGACAGCAGUUCUGUCCUUGGAGUUUGAAGGCGGGAAUGUCGAGUUCAAUUUUGUCAAGGACGGUAAGGAGUACUACACUCGUAGGAUGAGAGCUCAACUAGAGCCAGAGUUGAAGUGUAAGAAAUGCAAAAAUAAGGUCUACAGGUACUCCGGAGUAGUGGAAGAAGAGAAACAGUUCAAGACCACCACAGGACUCAGUUUCAAAUGCAAAUCUGAUCUAGUUGUGAAGAUGUCCUCAGAACUGAGGCUCAAAGUUAUGGCAUCUCAGUUUCAACCCUUCGACUUGGCAAAGGGACAGUUUGGAAAAGACUUUGAAUGCUGGCCGGACUACAUCAAGCGGGUCAUCCCUAUAAUUCUUGGGGCCAUUGCAGUGGGAGUCUUCCUCAUUGCCUUAGUGUCAUACUUGGUUAUACGAGAGUAUCGCAACCGAGAUUAUGAACGUCUGUCAUAAAUUUUGUUUCUUUGUUUUAUUUUGUGUCCAAAUUUGUACUGAAUAAGUAGAAAAAACUUGAAUGUUAAUGAAAGCCUAAUCUUUUAAUAUGCAUAGUCUUCAUUGUUACACUGGAAUGUAUAGGGCGAGCAAAAAAAUAUAUAUUAGAAAUAUUAUAUAUCCUGCAUAUCCAUGAGGCUUAUAACGUAGACUACUGUAUGUUUGACAAUGAAAAUGACCCUUUGUGGACAUCUAACCUGACUUGCAAAACUACAUCCAUCUGGCGAGAACCAAGUUAAUGAACACUUGCUUUCAUAGUCAUUGCUUGAUUGCUGUAAAUAUAAAGGGAUGAGCUUUUAUUACAUGUUCAAUUGAGGUAGACUAAAUAGCCUAUUUGAAGAUACAAUGUGAUCCUGGUGUGUAUAACCCAAUCUGUAUGUUUAGCAUUUAAAAUAUUUUCAUCUGUAAAAACUGUUAUAUCAAUAUUGCUUUGACAAUGCAGCAACACUCCAAGGAGAAGUUUUAUACUGUAUUUUUUGUACAACUGUCAAGCACUACAUUUCCCUGUAACACAUUUUUGUUAUCAUGGAAAUGUUUGAGACAUAUAUUUUUAAACAAUACACCAGAAUGUAGUAAGCAUAUCACACUGUGCUGCAUGCUGAAAUAAAGAUAUUAUAUAGCCUAUAAACAAUCUGUCAAUCAAACAAUCAAUGUUGUGGUGGAGUGGCACAGACUUUCUGUAUAGCACAGUCUUGCAUUGUAUAAAG
Engraulis encrasicolus (European anchovy) is the source of this 1640-nucleotide messenger RNA. It is a transcript of the gene lamp3, whose product is annotated as lysosomal associated membrane protein 3. Gene Ontology annotation, cellular component: lysosomal membrane; late endosome membrane; plasma membrane. The coding region runs from base 70 to 894 and encodes 274 amino acids. Lineage: Eukaryota; Metazoa; Chordata; Actinopteri; Clupeiformes; Engraulidae. Gene Ontology annotation, biological process: establishment of protein localization to organelle. The record is from RefSeq and is a predicted model, not a curated record. The transcript is spliced from 6 exons.